Messenger RNA from Neurospora tetraspora, 1431 nucleotides. RefSeq lists its product as uncharacterized. The coding region runs from base 1 to 1431 and encodes 476 amino acids. The record is from RefSeq and is a predicted model, not a curated record. The transcript has 3 exons. Lineage: Eukaryota; Fungi; Ascomycota; Sordariomycetes; Sordariales; Sordariaceae.
AUGCGAACCCACAAGAUGACCACACGGUCAUUGAGCACUGCCCAAGAGCAGCAGCCCCGUUCCCGCAGAGCAAAAUCCCAACGACUCAAUCAGCACUUCCGGAAGAAAUUCCGCCAGUUCUCCAGGUUUCCGUCCGAGAUACGCCUCAUGGUAUGGGAAGAAUUCCUGAACGACUACGAAGACAACCCACCGGUCGCUUGGACACUGAUCUGGGACAUGGACGACCCCAACAACCAUCCUGAUCCCACCAACAUUCGCUUGCGUCCGUACAUCUUCAUCGAGAAACACUGCCAAAACGACCGCCUGGUAGAGUACAACUCGAACCCGCUCCUCAAGGUCAACCACGAAGCACGUGCUGCGGCCCUCCACAACCAGCGUUAUGUCAGUAUCCGCGUCUGGCACCUCGACAUCAACAUCAUUGUGCGUCCAGCUAUGGAUUACUUUUACGUCGAUUCGAUCACAUGUCGCAACAUGUUCACACACGCUCUUCGAAAAUUCACGGCGGAAUAUGGGAACCCAACUACCUUUACCCUCGCAGAGGAUAUGAGCUUCGUAAAACAUGCGUUUGUUCGAAGUCUCUGCUUUAGCAAGACCAAUCAGUAUAAGAAGCACUUUGAUAUUCUCAAAAAUGCUCCCGCAGCAGUAUGCACAUGGUGUGCUCUCGACAAAGUCUUCAACAGCUGUCUCGGCACCACAGAGACCAUCGUCGCUGUUUACUACGAGUAUGAGGAUCCUUUUGAUGAGAUUGAUUGGGAGGAGAAACUUGACUUUGACUCGCAGUUAUUUUCUGGCAGUCGUCUGUGGCCAGUCUGGGCCCAAUACAGCUAUCUUUGCGGCGACUAUAUUCGUUUGCCAUUCUGCACCCAUACAAUUUGGAUGGAGCUUACUGGACCAGAUGCUGAUCAAGCGCUUGCAUGUCUUCCAUACUCUGGGUACUGGUUUCAUAUCUGCGACUUGCCGAUUCCGGAUGACCCCGAUCCUGACCUGAUGUACGAGAGAGUGCGUCAGUCUCUUCGACCCGCUCAGACUCGCAAAGUUAGGCCUCGUCGGCCAGUGCGGGUUCUACCGCAUGGAAGGUUGCUUCCUUUGGAAGCCCCAGGCCUUGCUUUCAGGCACCAACGGCCCUGUGAGACGAUUGAGCUUCGAACUACAUGUGUCGCAGAGUGCGAGGACGGUGUACACGAGUAUCGGGUCGAAAAGGAGGAUUCCUGCUCGGGUGGUGGUGGCCUUGAGGCUGGUGAUGGCAAAGAAGGUAGUGAUGCUUGGCUGAACUGGACAUUUGGACUCCACUAUGGCGAAACAAGCGACGAAAGCGACGAAAGCGACGAUAUCGAUGAUGAUGAUGAUCAUGCCGAGUCAAGCGAGGAGGAUGAUGAUCACUCUGCGGAACCGCUCGACGAGAACAAUACCUCUGGUCAACUCUCGCAUUGA